UUAGACGGAGUUUUUGCGUUACUUUAAACAUGUGUUAUAGUAAAAUUAAAAGGAAUGUAUCAGUUACUCAGAGAGAAAGUUUUUUUUAUUUGCUUAAAUCUGCAUGGCUAGUGUAUCAGUCCAAACAUGCGUACAUGCGUAGUGACAAGUUUAUGCGGGGAGUACUGCUUGAGAGUGCAUCAGGUGACCUGAGAUAGAUUUAUCCUUUCGAAAUCAUACAUUUUUAGGGGAAAAAAGCCUCUCCGUUUGGUGCGAAGUGAUUAAAUUGUCCUCGAAAGCUCCUCCUCCGUCGGCGGAGACUGGGCGGGUACUGAGACUACACGCGUUGUGCUACCUGCUUAAUUCCCGUUAUUUAGGAAUCACUCAAGGCAGUAUUGUUGCGUGUUCGGUGGCUAUGGAAAAUCUUUAAAACAGAAGACAGAAACCUCUGCCACGUUGAUUCGACGUUGUUGCUCUAUAAAUUACUCGUCACAGUUGCAAGACUAACAGUCCAAAUUGUCGCGGGAUGCUUUAUUUCAGUUAUUUGAGUGUAUUUUCCAACGAGACUUAACAACAUUGGAGACAAUUUGGAUGAAGUUGGACUCACGAAAGUUUUAUGCUUACUCCAAUAAAACAGAAAGAGGAUUUAAUGGGGACAUCCAAGAGUAAAGAAAACCCUGGACAAUUCUUUCAAGCACUUAAUAUUGGAUGAUAAUUCAUAUGGCGUGAAGGAUAGUGCCUCUGUCAAAGGAGCUUAAUCCGCUUCUUUUUGGCGAAGUGUCGGAGCGCACAAGAACAACUGCCGCAUAAAUAACUUUUAAUUAACAAUUUGGAAAACUCCAACGUCUUGACAGAUAACACCCUAUUCAUUCCAGACUGGAUAUACAAUGACAAGCUGUUGGUUUGCUUUCGCGGGGUUGUGGUGGAGCUCUUAUUGCAUGUUCCUUAUUGCAGGUAGCAAUUAUUUAUUCGAUGGCAACAACGAAGUUCAUCCGAGCUUCGUUCAUCGGAGGUUACGGACGCAUGAGAAGAGAGAGAUGCAGAAAGAGAUCUUGUCCAUCCUCGGACUGCCGCAUAGACCUAGACCUCAUCUUUCACAUGGCAAGUACAAUUCUGCACCGCUCUUUAUGAUGGAUUUGUACAAUACCAUAUCUAACGAAGAGAAGAACGAAGUGGACGGGAUUCUGGACCAAUACAAGUCCAUGUUUACCACGCAAGGACCCCCUUUGGCAACUUUUCAGGACAGUGCCUUCUUAAACGACGCGGAUAUGGUCAUGAGCUUUGUAAACCUGGUGGAGUACGAUCGGGAGUUAUCCCCAGAGAGACAUCACCACAAGGAGUUCAAAUUCAACCUCUCCCAAAUCCCAGAGGGGGAGGCCGUCACAGCUGCCGAGUUUCGCAUCUACAAGGAGUGCGUCAGCCGGUCCUUCCGCAACGAGACCUUCCUCCUCAGUGUCUACCAGGUGGUUGGGGGACGGCCAGGCAGGGAUGCAGACCUCUUCCUGCUGGAGUCCAGGAGGCUGUGGGCUGCAGAGGAAGGCUGGCUGGAGUUCGACAUCACCGCCACCAGCAACGUGUGGGUCAUGAGUCCCGAUCACAACCUGGGGCUUCAGAUCAGCGUGGAGACCCUCAGUGGGCAGAGCAUCAGCUCAAAGGAUGCCGGGCUUGUUGGUCGUGACGGGGCCAUAGAAAGGCAGCCCUUCAUGGUGGCUUUCUUCAAGGUGGGCGAGGUGCACGUCCGCUCCCCACGUUCCGCCAACCCAAAUGGCAAACGGCGGCAGCAGAGCCGCAACCGCUCCAGCCAGCCGCAGGAGUCAUCUCGCGGCCCUGGCCAUACAGAUUACAACAGCAGUGACCAGAAGACGGCCUGCAGGAGGCACGAGCUGUAUGUGAGCUUCAGAGAGCUGAGCUGGCAGGACUGGAUUAUCGCACCUGAGGGCUACGCGGCUAACUACUGUGACGGAGAGUGCUCCUUUCCCCUCAAUGCCCACAUGAACGCCACCAACCAUGCCAUCGUGCAGACACUGGUGCACCUCAUGAACCCUGAUAACGUGCCCAAGCCCUGCUGCGCACCGACCAAGCUGCAUGCCAUCUCUGUGCUCUACUUCGACGACAACUCCAACGUCAUCCUCAAGAAGUACAAGAACAUGGUGGUGCGGGCCUGUGGCUGCCACUGACAACCCCCGUCUCUCCAUCCACCUUCAUUUACCCACCCCCCCCCAUCCCCAAAUCGACCCCCUCAUACUCCCUGCCCAACGGCUGCAGCUGAGACAGUGUACACACACACACACACACACACACACACACACACACACACACACACACAAUGGAAAUGUGUGCUACCCCUCUUCUCCCCCCAGUGGACCAGGAUAAGCCUGAGACUGCUAGGACAAGGACCUGAAAUGCGUGCUGCUUUGACGUCCCUUCUUCCUCCUUCCUAUGAGACAUUUGAAGUUCUCAUUCAGAGACCUUUAAAGACUCGAAACACCUAGAUCAAAGAGGUGGACAGCUAUAUCCGAGUGCUGAGAGCCAAUCGUGCCUUACCUCAUCGUGAGGCAAUCAUAGUUACAAGUCACAGAAAAACACAACUAUUAUGUAUUAGUCCAAAUACAUCCUAUACCUAAUACAGAUAUGUAUACUGUAUCAGACUAACCAAAGCUUGAUUUUAACAAAAACCCAGUUGAAAUCUAAGGAAAUGUAUGUCAUCAUACACAACAGUAGAAAUGCAGAAAUCUGGAGAUGCCCCCCCCCCCACACACUCUUUCUUGUUAUAUAUUUUAAGCCAUUUUCAACCGUAAUCAUCUUUCUAAAAUACACAGCGAGCUGAACUUGGAUGAACCAAGAGCUACCAGAUGCUAUUUUAGCUCUAAACAAAUCCGCUUAUUUUCAGUCAGUCAAUAUUUGCCUUACCCUACCUGUGGUUUACAUACACCGAGUUGGCUCAAGUGGUUUCAAGCUUCGACGGAACUGAAGUGAACUGAACAACUCUUCCAAAGUGCUGAAGAGAAAACCAUUUAGUUUUAGCCUUCCUUACCACAGUGCAUAUAGAACUCCAUUUCCCAUCAUACAUCUGGCCUAAUUUAAUCUUUCAGUUUAUCUAUAUAAAAAAAAAAACACCCAUUUUACACCAAAUGACAUGAUUAUUUCGAAAGGGGGGAAAAGUUACUUAUGUUUGUCCUCUUGUUUUCCAGGCUUGUCAGAUGUUGUUGUUUGUAACAAUGUGUAAUGCACCAAGUGAACUGCAAUCUCCCCUUGUUGAGAGCAUUGUUUAAAAGGUACACAAUUCUCCCCCCAACAAGCUGAAGGGUCUACUGAAGUAUUACAAAUCCCACCCUGUUGGCCUCUUAACCACAGUAAUGAAAUAUACCUCCCGUAAGCUGCUGUUUACGUCUCUCAAUCACGUCUAGACGUUUGUUUGUAAAUAGUUGUACAUUUUCAGCCUAUUUAUUGCACCUCUUUAAAAAGAAGAAAAAAAACAAAACAAAAAAAAACACACACAGACAACACAUGCCAUCUCAUGGAGACAAGACAAAACAGAGGAAAAGACAGCUAUUUUUGGAAAAAAAGACUUUUUAUUACGAAAUGUUCUUGUUACAACUUUCCAUCAGUUUUCAUUUUUUUUUUUUUUACAAAAAGAAAGGAAAAAAAAAAAAUCAUCACGGGCAGUUUGUUUGCAUCCCACUUUUUGCGAGGAGAAAAUACUGCUUUUCUGUCACUGGAGUCUGCCUAGAACAUGUGCUAUCCAUAAAGACUUUUUACUUCGA
Messenger RNA from Clupea harengus (Atlantic herring), 3743 nucleotides. It is a transcript of the gene bmp6, whose product is annotated as bone morphogenetic protein 6. Gene Ontology annotation, molecular function: cytokine activity; growth factor activity. Gene Ontology annotation, cellular component: extracellular region. NCBI's taxonomy places the organism in Eukaryota, Metazoa, Chordata, Actinopteri, Clupeiformes, Clupeidae. The record is from RefSeq and is a predicted model, not a curated record. Gene Ontology annotation, biological process: BMP signaling pathway.